Messenger RNA from Bombus pyrosoma, 1583 nucleotides. RefSeq lists its product as uncharacterized. The coding region runs from base 685 to 1341 and encodes 218 amino acids. The transcript is spliced from 4 exons. The record is from RefSeq and is a predicted model, not a curated record. Lineage: Eukaryota; Metazoa; Arthropoda; Insecta; Hymenoptera; Apidae.
CAUUUCUUAUUGAAUGAAAAUUGACCAAUCUUUUGAAUCGAAUGAUGUUUUUUACCGGAGGAAUGAGAGCUCUUAUCAAUAUAUCACGUAUCAUUUACGUUCCUACACGAUGACUCAUACAUCGACAAUGAAGAAGUUUGCUUUCCUUAAUUAGUGAACAAUGUUCAAUUUAAGCGAGAUACAUUGUUUUUAUAUGAAUUUAAUUUGCAAAUGUUUUACUACCUAAGGCUGGGGCAUAUAAAUUGGGAUAUCUACAUAUCUCCAUUAUCAAUGGUCGUAUGAAAAAGUUCCACAGUUCAAAGUUAUAGUAUUUCGAGGGAAACAGACAGACAGACUUAAAAUUUUAUCGGCAUGAUUGGCCCUCCAUUGUUACUUCAUUAAUUAAUGGAAUUCUAUGUAAAGCGGUGCCGGAUCUUUAUCGGUCCAACGGGAAUUUUCCCAAACUCCCGAUGCCUAGCCCACCCCUGGACAUAUGCAAUGUACAGUGCCGUCAUUCCAGUAAGCAAUCCGGCACAACGACUGAUUCUAAAGUUUACUUUUUAAUCCAGUUUACCCCCCCCCCCCCACCACCACCACCAUCGAGAAUACGGCAUUCCAGCGUUACUGGAAUCGUUUAGACGGUUCAAUAUCCAGUGCUGGUUGGAGCAUAGUACAGUGUACACGAGACUGUGUUUUUAAUUAAAAAUGGCGAAAAAAUUAAAUAAAAAUCAAACUUCUAAGUUCGUUACUCUGUACAGAGAGCAUGAGUGCUUAUGGGACAUCGCGUCCAAAGAUUAUAAAAAUAAAGCUAUGCGUGAAUCUGCCUUGAAAAAGAUUUGCGAAGAUAUGCAAAUGGAAGGUUUUGGCGUGGAAGAUGUUAAAAAUAAAAUAAAGUCUAUUCGAUCUACUUACUACUUAGAAUUAGACAAGAUUAAAAGGUCAACUACAUCUGGUGAUAGCGGCAAUGUAUAUGAACCUAAAAUGAAAUGGUUUACAGAGCUGGACUCUUUUAUAAAAAAUGUGGUGGUCAAAAGAAAAACGCACGACAAUAAUGACAGUACCCAGUCUGAAUCAGAAAAUAAUGUCACUGCAGCCCCUACUAUAUGUUCUGGAAUAGAAUCGCCUAAAACGAAAUCAAAAAAGAAUAAAAUGUCACGGCUAUCUUCAAUAGUUAGUAGCGCGAAAUUGCUGCAAGAUGAUAUAUGCAGAACAGAAGAAGAAGAUGAAUUCGAUGUCUUCGGAAAGCACGUCGCAAAACAAUUACGAAAACUUUCAACUGAACAAGGUAUCGUAGCUCAAGAAGAAAUUCAAAGCGUGAUAACGAAAUAUCGAUUAAAUGAUCUGCGUUAUUUCAAUGAUUAAUAAUAAUCAGAUUAAAUUAACCUUUUAAUGCUCUACAUAUUUCGCGCCAGACCUCUGGUACAAAUUUUAUUAUUUAUUUUAUGUAGAGGAUUUAGAUAUCCGAAAGAAAUGACUAAGGUUUUUAUAAUUAGUUCCAGUGGUCAGGGAAGAUAAUGUGACUUCUAAUAUUAAUUUUGUUGAUCUUUUUGUGUUGUUACGUUAAAUGUUACUUGAAAUCAAGGAUAAUAAUUCUUCAAACUUUA